UGUAGAAUUCUAACAAAAAUUUAUCAUCGCCGAAUUCUUUCAAUCGAUAUUGAUAAAGUCACUCACACACUAUCUGCUUCGUAUCAACUAUAUAUUCAUCAUAUAUUUUCCAGUUACACAGUUAAGCAGUAACGUUUGCAGUUCAAACAUUUAAAAUGGCGCCUAAUACAGUCGAAACAAGUUUCUCUCCUGACCCAGAAAGGGUGACAAGAGAAAAUAAAAAUCAAAACUUACCGGGACAAGAAGUUAAUUACAAUUUGUAUAUUUUUCAAUCAACUUUGAAUUUGUUAGCUAACAUUUUAAUUGGCACAGUAGUUGGUAUUUCCUUGUUAUUUGCGUUACGGAAUGGUUUACCUUUGGGAGCGACUUCGUUACAUAUUGUACUUUGUGUUAUUGGGUACCAACUGCUUAUGGCGCAAUCGAUUCUUAGUCUAUCCGGCAAUGGUUGGUCUUCAAAGCUGAGGCUUGUGGACAAACGCCGUGCACACUGGAUCUUACAAAUUCUAGGCUCCGGACUCGCUUUAGCCGGAUCCUUUAUUAAAAUACUCGACAAAACAGUACAUUGGAACACGUAUCAUGGACAAUUCGCCUUGGUAGCAAUGGUAUUCACAGUGGCCUGUCUUUUCAAUGGUCUAACGUCAUUAUACGCUUUCGAAUGGCGGAGAAUUUUCAACGGAUCUAUUUCAAAACUGACACAUAUAUGUUUCGGAAUCGUAGCAUUUGGGGCUGCAUGCAUCAGUCUUUGCUACGGUUUCGAUAAGCAGUUUUUCAGAACUUGGGCGUCGGAAGAUUUUACAAAUGCCCUAAUAGCAUUUACUGGAAUCUUCGGUUUUAUAAUUUUGACAAAUCCAUUUGUAACAUUUUUCAGAAAAGCAGUAACAGUCGUUAAAAAAUAAGAUAUUUCUUUUAGAUUAUUAAGUUACACUAGUAUCUUCAUGAUUUUAUUUAUCUUUAUUCGCUUUGUUUUUGUUUUUUUUUUAUUGUACAAAAGCUUUGAACUACCAAUAUACUAAAGGAAUCUCAAAUUCAUGUAUCAAUAUAAUUAUUGGAUAACGAUUGUAUUUUACUUACAUGGAAUACAUCUAAAUUUUAUAACAUUUUAUAACAUACUUUAUACGAAAUCUAUUUAUUUAAGGAAAUAAUAUAACAGUAAAUAU
Messenger RNA from Papilio polytes (common Mormon), 1157 nucleotides. RefSeq lists its product as uncharacterized. Bases 156 to 896 code for a protein of 246 amino acids. NCBI's taxonomy places the organism in Eukaryota, Metazoa, Arthropoda, Insecta, Lepidoptera, Papilionidae. Gene Ontology annotation, molecular function: transmembrane monodehydroascorbate reductase activity. The transcript is spliced from 3 exons. The record is from RefSeq and is a predicted model, not a curated record.